Camponotus floridanus (Florida carpenter ant) is the source of this 1756-nucleotide messenger RNA. RefSeq names its product beta-ureidopropionase (gene pyd3). The record is from RefSeq and is a predicted model, not a curated record. NCBI's taxonomy places the organism in Eukaryota, Metazoa, Arthropoda, Insecta, Hymenoptera, Formicidae. The transcript is spliced from 6 exons. Gene Ontology annotation, molecular function: beta-ureidopropionase activity. The coding region runs from base 498 to 1598 and encodes 366 amino acids.
UAUACGUCGAAAAAGUAUCACUAAUAAUAUUUCGUAUAUUGAUAGCUUAUAUUCUUCGGUUAAAAUGCAUCAUACAUUUUUCUUAUUUUGCGUCAUCUUUUAUCUAAGAAUUGUCAUGUGUUCGAAAAUCUACUCAUCGGAAUAGGAUGACAGUUUGGUUGGCCAACCAAAAGGAGCGACAAAAGAUUUCUUUAUUCUGAUUAGUCAGUCUCUUCACUCGGCGAAUAGAUUUUCGAACGCAAUCAUGACCUGAUAACAAUCCAAACUGAAUUUUUUUUUAGUACACAAUACGUAGAUAAGAUUUGAUUCUGAAUUAAUUAAAGCGCUAGACUUGAUAGGGUUAUAAGUUGUUUGAAAUAAGUGCAAAAAGAGUGUGGCACUGGUUGUGGCACUGUACAAUUUACAUAUAUAUUAUAUAUAUAUAUCAGAUUGUUAUCUUAUAAAACUUUGAAGGUGACUAAGUCAAAUAAGUUGAUAACAAAGUGACUGCUCCAAACAUGGCAACUGUAGAAGAAACUUUAGAGAAAUAUAUACCAGAGAAGGAAUUAAAUGAAGUAAAACGGAUUUUGUAUGGGCGUACAUUAUUGCCAUUAUGUGAUAAAUGGGAAGAUGAGGAAUUUGAAAUACAAGGAUGGAGAAUGAAUAGUGAGAUUAUAGAAGAGCUUCGUCCCCCACGUCUAGUUCGUGUCGGAUUGAUACAACAUAAAAUUGUAUUACCAACAACACAGCCCAUUUUAAACCAACGAGAUGCGAUAUAUAAGAAAAUUGGAUCAUAUAUUGCAAGAGCAGCUCAAUACAACGUUCAAAUUUUAUGUUUUCAAGAAGCAUGGAAUAUGCCAUUUGCUUUUUGUACAAGAGAAAAGUAUCCGUGGUGCGAAUUUGCGGAGGCAGCCGAGACUGGUCCUACGACCAUAUUUCUAUCUAAAUUCGCUAAAGAAUACAACAUGGUAAUAAUAUCGCCGAUUUUGGAAAGAGAUUCUGCCGAUGGCGAUACUAUUUGGAAUACCUGCGUCGUGAUUAACAAGGACGGUAAAGUCCUUGGAAAACAUAGAAAGAAUCAUAUUCCUCGUAUCGGGGAUUUUAACGAGUCUACUUAUUAUAUGGAAGGCAAUACAGGACAUCCUGUUUUUGAUACACCUUAUGGACGUAUUGCGAUUAAUAUAUGUUACGGACGUCAUCAUCCAUUAAAUUGGUUGAUGUUUGGUUUGAAUGGGGCAGAAAUCGUUUUUAAUCCAUCGGCAACCACUCAAGGUUUAUCUGAACAUUUGUGGCCAAUUGAAGCAAGAUGCGCCGCUAUAGCGAAUAGUUACUAUACUUGCGCUAUCAAUCGCGUGGGUAUCGAGACUUUCGAACAUGAAUUUACAUCUGGUGAUGGGAAACCAGCACAUAAAGAUUUUGGAAAUUUCUAUGGCUCCAGUUAUAUUACUGCUCCUGAUGGCACACGAACUCCAGGUUUAAGUCGGCACAAAGACGGACUUUUGAUUGGAGAACUAGACCUAAAUUUAUGUCGACAAACGAAAGAUAUAUGGGGAUUUAGAAUGACUCAACGACUGGAUAUGUAUGCAAAAAAACUUGCUGAAUUCACGAUGCAGGAAUAAGACUUGGGGUAUUUACAGAAUAUUUACAUUAUCUCUAAUUUCAUGAAAUUUGUUAUGAUAAUUUCAUGAUUUAAUUGAAUUUUACAUUAUAAAGAUCCAACACUUUUAUCAAAGGCUAUAAACUUAUCUACUAACAUAUUGAAUACUUUCAAUUUAUA